AGUAGAACUGUCAUCGAACGCAAAAGCCCCAUCUCGAACUCCAAAACCUCACAAGAUGGCCGUCCCAACCGCGCAGAAAACAUCGUGGGCCGACGAUGUCGACGAACUCGAUCAACCCAAUAUAAUCGAAGAUUACGUGGACGAGAAUGGGAUCCGUAUCACCGUCGAAUGUACUAUUAACGACGAGGGAAAGAAAGUCAAGAUAACCCGAAAAAUCAAACGUACACUCCAAAAGUCCGUCGUCGAGCACGCUGUUGCCGAACGCAAAAAGUGGGCCAAAUUCGGCAAGGAAAGAGGGAACAAAGAAGGCCCGGAUCACGCUACGACGACAGUCGGCGAGAACGUUACGCUCAAGAUAAGUGCCGGCAACAAAUCCUCGGAACCGGAACCAUCCGCAGAACAGACGAUCAAGGCUGAACUUGCGAAAGCAGGAGGCGGAAAAGUCUCUUGUAGACUUUGUAAAGGAGACCACUUCACUGCAAAAUGUCCUUACAAGGACCAUCUUGCAGGGCUGGAAACAUCAGACACUCCUGACGAAGGUACAUUUGCGAGUGCUGCAGCGGAACCCGCGCCGGCACCUGCGACAGGCAAGUACGUCCCCCCCUCGAUGCGCACACGUGGGCCAGGCGAAUCGAUGCCGCGGGGUUCGGGUGCCGGUGGGCCAGGCACGCGCGAUGAGUUCCCCACGCUACGUGUGACCAACAUCUCCGAAGAAACCCAAGAGAACGAUCUACGCGAGCUCUUUGGAGCAUUCGGUCGCGUCAUCCGUGUGUAUGUCGGGAGGGAUAGAGAGACAGGUGUUGGUAAAGGUUUUGCUUUCGUGAGCUUUGAGGAUCGGGUGAGUGCGCAGAAAGCGAUGGAGAAGUUGAAUGGGAAGGGGUAUGACAAUUUGAUUUUGAGCGUGCAGUGGUCGCAACCGAGACCUGACGGUCGAUGAUUGCUGUCUUGGAGAUCCAUUUCAGUAUCUGUACCCAUAUGUAUCGAACCCACUAAUACCAGAUCAGCGAUAUGCCAAACCAUGACAUUCCGUAGGCACAUGGAAUCUAGUCUAUCAAUCCGAUCCAAGUUCUGUUUUCGGUCCGUCGGCAGUACCUAGAGACCUUUAUGGCGCAUGUAACCGGUAGACCGGCUGUACUUACACAGUGUUCACGCUAGACAAUCAAGCUCGAAAGCUUCGAAGGGUUACCGAGGGAAUGGAGCCCGGACUCGUCAAUUGGUGCCUCGGGUACGAUUUCUGUUAGCUUGAAGUAAAG
Messenger RNA from Pisolithus orientalis, 1253 nucleotides. RefSeq names its product eukaryotic translation initiation factor 3 subunit G-domain-containing protein. The transcript has 7 exons. The record is from RefSeq and is a predicted model, not a curated record. NCBI's taxonomy places the organism in Eukaryota, Fungi, Basidiomycota, Agaricomycetes, Boletales, Pisolithaceae. Gene Ontology annotation, molecular function: translation initiation factor activity; RNA binding. Gene Ontology annotation, cellular component: eukaryotic translation initiation factor 3 complex; cytoplasm. The coding region runs from base 56 to 937 and encodes 293 amino acids.